CUGCGUCCCUCGCUUCAGUCAGUCGCUGCUUGCCGGAGAAACAAGUGGACCGAGCGGCGCAUGAGCUCCCAGGAAUGAGACCUGAGGCAGAACUUGGCUCUGUGGUAUCUUAAUUAUCUGAAAGAAUUUCUCCUGAGAGCAGACGAGCUGUUCUCCUGCGACUUCCGGGCUCUUUUGACUCAGAAACAACACUGAGAGCUGGUUUGAAAGGGUUUUUUUUCUGCUUAAUUGAUUGGAUAAAACACACUUGUCAUAUCAGAAGCGGGGACAUGUCGAUGUGGGAACAAAGCUGAAGCUGCCAUAUUGUCUCCUCCGUUAAACUUUGCUCCUCUAGGAUUACAAGAGGACACGCUGAGACACAGCUGAUCCCGAGAGGUCAGACACUCUCUGACCCAGAUCCCCUGCAGGAGGACAUGGAGGUCCUGCGGCGGUCCUCUGUGUUCGCUGCAGAGGUCCUGGAUGUGUUUGACCGAUCGUUGACCGAGAAAGAGCUGGUGUCCCAGUCUAAAGCCUUGUGCAGGGACUACAUACUGUCCAGACUCAACCAGAAUGGACUGGGAUGGUCCAAAACUGAACUCAACCUCUCUCCCUCAAACGCAGCGCUCGCUGAGGUGUCUCUGGUGCUUCUCUGUCUUGGCGACGAGCUGGAGUGUAUACAGCCCAGUUUGUACAGGAACGUGGCACGGCAGCUCAACAUCUCUGUUGCUAUGGAGAACAUGGUUUCAGAUGCCUUCAUCGGCGUGGCAACAGAGAUCUUCUCAACAGGUAUAACAUGGGGCAAGGUGGUGUCCAUGUAUGCAGUAGCCGGAGCCCUGGCAGUGGAUUGUGUCAGACAGGGUCAUCCAUCCUCUGUUCACAUCUUGGUCGACAGUCUGGGUCAGUUUGUCCGCAAGUUUCUGGUCCCCUGGCUGAAGAGACGAGGAGGUUGGGUGGAGAUCACAAAAUGUGUGGUGAAGAAGGACCUCACCCCCGAGCACCACUGGCUGUCUUCUGUCAUCGAGUCCCUGAAAUACUUCCUCACUACAAUGUACGUCUACAUCAUGAAGGAACCAUGAGUCAACAGAGACCGAGCGCACAGGAGUCGUCAUCAUCACUGAUUAACACGAGAUUGAAUUCUCAGACUUGUCAAUAAUCGAUGGAGUGGAGAUGGUCGCAGUGCCUGCCUGCAGAUAUCCGUCUGUCGCUGAAUGACCAUCGACAAAUGUUUCGUCAGCAUCGUGUUUGUGGUAUCUCAGUGUCAGAUAAGUGAUUACCCUUCAUCCAAAGUGUAGUCACGUUGAUAUUUAAAAGCAUAAAUGGCAACGAAACACGUUUGUGUCACUCCACCUCUUCUGCAUACUCUCACACUGCUUACACCGGUGCAGUAAACCAGGCUUCUCCAGUGAUGUAACUGUGAUGUGUGAUGGUGUUCAGGUUGAAUGUGAGGUCGCUUGCACUCCUGAGAUGAACUGUGUGAUGUGAUGUUUGUCUCAGAAAAUAUACCUGAAGGAGGAAAGAAGGUGGAAGUCAUGAAUGUAAUGAAAGCUGGCUGGGUCUUCUGAGUGUUCAGUCAGCGAAGGACUGAUAUCACCUGCUUUUACUUCUUUAGGUUUGAUUCAC
This is a messenger RNA of Epinephelus moara (kelp grouper), 1599 nucleotides long. RefSeq names its product BCL2 family apoptosis regulator BOK b (gene bokb). The transcript has 5 exons. Lineage: Eukaryota; Metazoa; Chordata; Actinopteri; Perciformes; Serranidae. Gene Ontology annotation, cellular component: mitochondrial outer membrane. The coding region runs from base 414 to 1055 and encodes 213 amino acids. Gene Ontology annotation, biological process: extrinsic apoptotic signaling pathway in absence of ligand; intrinsic apoptotic signaling pathway in response to DNA damage; regulation of apoptotic process. Gene Ontology annotation, molecular function: protein homodimerization activity; protein heterodimerization activity. The record is from RefSeq and is a predicted model, not a curated record.